UGCAACAAUCUUGCUUACCCCAAUUGGGGUAGAUCGAAUUCGCCUUUGGAACGCAUCUUACCUCCCCAAUACGCAGAUGGCAUUUGGACGUCCCGUGAAUGGCCGGGACUAUACCUCCGGGCUCCAGUUGACUCUGUCAGCCGCAUCUUUUCGUAAGGCGUCUCAGAUUAUCCCGACAAUCAAUUCAAUCAAUUAACACAAUUACUGUGAUGCACUGGGGUCAACUUGUCGCUCACGAUAUUACUCACGUUCCUACUUUCCGUACAUUGACCAAUUCGGCGAUUCAAUGUUGCACGGGUGACGGCAAGUACUUGUCACCUGAGCGAACUCUGUUUCCCCACCGAACCCACUUUGUUUCCCCAUCGAUGUGGACCACGACAAUGAAUUCUAGAGUCAAUUUGGCGUUAGCUGUCACGAUUUCGUCCGCUCUGUCAUCGCUCCUCGAGAAGAUUGCAAAUUCGGUUAUGCCGACCAGCUCAACCGAAUUCCGGCCUAUCUGGACGCUUCCGUCAUUUAUGGCUCGACUGCUGCUGAAAAAGUUGUCGUGUUACCCCAAUAGACAAUCGGCGGGGACUAUGUUUGUUUUACCAGUCGAUCCCGAACGAAAGGAUUGUAUUUCCGACGAAUACGGAAGCCAAUGCUUCGUCGCAGGUGAUCAACGAGUCAAUCAGUACACUGGUCCAACUGUGUCUUGCACAUCGUCGUUUGGCUUCGUUUGCACGACAAGUAUGCUAACCAGCUGGCUUUGAUCAACUCCCAAUGGGACGAUGAGAAACUUUACCAGGAGACUAAGGAAAUCGUUAUAGCUUUGGUGCAACACAUCACCUACAACGAAUAUCUGCCAUCUGUUUUUUGGGACCCAAUUUAAUGGAAGAAUACGGCCUACUCCCUCUCACAACU
Messenger RNA from Daphnia pulicaria, 900 nucleotides. RefSeq lists its product as uncharacterized. The transcript is spliced from 6 exons. The record is from RefSeq and is a predicted model, not a curated record. NCBI's taxonomy places the organism in Eukaryota, Metazoa, Arthropoda, Branchiopoda, Diplostraca, Daphniidae. The coding region runs from base 210 to 749 and encodes 179 amino acids.